This is a messenger RNA of Cricetulus griseus (Chinese hamster), 6516 nucleotides long. Lineage: Eukaryota; Metazoa; Chordata; Mammalia; Rodentia; Cricetidae. The record is from RefSeq and is a predicted model, not a curated record.
GCUUUUGUGAAGAGAGAUAAUGAUGAGUAUCAGCGUACUUACCACAAUUUCAUUAUCGAGAAAGAUGGUUCAAAUGAAGGUACCUAUUACAUGCUGCUUCUAACGAACAAUGGAUUUUUCUAUAUUACAAACCUCCAGCUUUCACAAAUUGAACAGGCAAUUGAGAACACAGACUUGGAUUUGGCCAAGAAGUUACAAGGACAAUUCAAAUGUAGUUUCAUUUCUACUGAAAAUUACCACAACCUUGGUUGUCUUAAUCUUGUGGCUGGAGAAUUUGCAAGUGAAACUCCCGUGAUAAUUGGGGGAGCUGGGAGUUGUGCAUUCUCAAAAUGGGAAUCAGAUUCUACCAAGAAAGAAAUGUCCCUUAAGAACUUUGUGGACACAGAGAUUGUUAAAGGUGCAAAGUCAUUUCAACUGAUCGACAACCUGCUUUUUGUGCUCGAUACUGAUAACGUGCUGAGCUUGUGGGAUGCUUACACUCUCACUCCGGUGUGGAACUGGCCUUCUCUUCCCAUAGAGCAGUUUCUUCUCACAACAGAGGCGGAUUCUCCCUCGUCUGUUACCUGGCAAGGGAUUGCAAACCUCAAAUUAGUCACUCUGACAGCUACAACAAAGGAGAAGAUGAGAAGCCUCAUCAUCUUUUCUUUACCUUCGAUGGAAAUACUGUAUUCUCUGGAAGUGUCAAGUGUUUCUUCUUUAGUUCAAACAGGAAUUAGCACGGAUACUAUAUAUCUUCUGGAAGGAAUUCACAAAAAUGAUCCUAACCUAUCUGAAGACUCUGUCUCUGAUUUAGUACUUAGGUACCUUACAGAGGUGUUACCAGAAAACAGACUGAGACGAUUACUUCACAAGCACAGAUUUGCUGAAGCUGAGAGCUUUGCCAUUCAGUUUGGACUGGAUGUUGAGCUUGUUUAUAAAGUCAAAUCAAAUGACAUAUUGGAGAAACUGGCUUUGAUUUCUUUGGACACCAGUGAGCAGACCAAAUGGCAGCAACUUGUAGAAGAAGCUCAAGAAAAUCUCUGCAAAAUCCAGGAUGAUGACUUCGUGGUGAAUUUCUGCCUCAAGGCCCAGUGGAUAACCUAUGAAACCACCCAGGAAAUGCUCAGUUAUGCUAAAGCCAGACUCCUAAAGAAAGAAGACAAAACCCUGCCUGCCUAUUCUGAUGGCUUCAUGGAGGUGCUCAAGGCUCAUGCAAAGUUAACUACAUUUUAUGGAGCAUUUGGACCAGAGAAAUUCAGUGGUAGCUCUUGGAUUGAAUUCCUGAAUAGUGAAGAUGUGCUUGGAGAUAUUUUUAUGCAGCUAAGGGAAGGAAACCUUGUUUGUGCUCAGUAUCUUUGGCUUAGACAUCGGGCUGACUUUGAAAGCAAGUUUGAUGUGAAGAUGCUAGAGAACUUGCUGAAUUCAAUUUCUACACAAGUUUCCUUGGAAAAACUUUGUUCAUGGUUUAAAAAUGAUGUGAUCCCAUUCGUGAGGAGGAUUGUCCCCGAAGGACAAAACAUUCUUGCAAAGUGGUUGGAACAAGCAUCUAGGAACCUAGAAUUAACUGAUAAGGCAAACUGGCCAGAAAAUGGACUUCAGCUAGCGGAGGUGUUCUUUACAGCAGAAAAGACAGAGAAGUUUGGAUUUGCAUCCUCUUGGCACUGGAUUUCCUGGAAAGAUUAUCAAAACACAGAGGAAGUCCAACAGUUACAGACACUGGUAAUCAAGUUGCAGGAGCUGAUCACCCUGCAUAAGAAAUACAACUGCAAACUAUCCCUUUCUGAGUUUGAGAAGGAAAACACGACCACUAUAGUGUUCCGGAUGAUUGACAGGGUCUCGGCACCAGAGCUGAUCCCCUCUGUCUUAGAAAAGUUUGUGAGAGUUUACAUGCGGGAACAAAAUUUGCAAGAAGAACUUCUUUUGCUUUAUAUAGAGGAUUUACUAAAGAGGUGUAGCUCGAAGUCAGCGACACUCUUUGACACAGCAUGGGAAGCGAAGGCCAUGGCAGUGAUAAGAUGCUUGUCUGACAUAGAUCUCAUCUUUGAUGCUGUGCUGAAGAUCAUGUACAAGGCAGUGGUUCCCUGGAGUGCAGCUGUGGAGCAGCUGGUGAAACAGCACCUGGAAAUGGACCACCCCAAGGUCAAGUUAUUGCAGGAAAGUUACAAACUGAUGGAGAUGAAGAAACUUUUACGAGGCUAUGGAAUCAGAGAGGUGAAUCUCUUGAACAAGGAAAUAAUGAGGGUGGUCAGAUACAUUCUCAAGCAAGAUACCCCGUCUUCUUUAGAAGAUGCUCUGAAGGUGGCCCAAGGGUACCGGCUGUCUGAUGAUGAAAUCUACAGUCUAAGAAUUAUUGAUCUGAUUGACAGAGAACAGAGGGAUGACUGUCUCCUGCUACUGAGGUCUCUGCCUCCGGUUGAAGCUGAGAAAACUGCGGAAAGAGUCAUCAUUUGGGCUCGACUGGCACUGCAAGAAGAGCCAGACGGUUCUGAAGAGGACAAGGCCUGGAGAAUGUCUGUGGCGAAGACAUCAGUGGAUAUUCUCAAAAUCCUGUGUGAUAUCCAGAAAGUUACAGGCAAUCUACAGAAGAAGGAUGAUUCUGAAGAGUUCUUGAAGCAAUUUAAAGUGGUUGCUAGUUUACAGGAGAACUUUGAGGUCUUCCUUCCAUUUGAAGAUUAUAGCAACAGCACCCUGGUAGCCGACCUUCGAGAACAGUAUAUUAAGGCACAUGAAGAUGCACAGGCUGAGCACAAACUCAGGGGACCCCCAGGGCCCACCCUGGCCAGGGGGACAGACCUGAGCAUCAAGUCAAAGCUGCACAGACAGGCACUGGCCCUGCAGGUGUCUGCACAAGAGCUGGAGGCAGAGUUGGCUUUAAGAGCCUUAAAGCACGGGAAGGUGGGAGCAGCACUGAGCAAAUGCAGAUACUUGCUUAACUAUUACUGCAAUGCUGACACGGGGAGGUUGCUGUUUCUGGUUUGUCAGAAGCUUUGUCAUAUGUUGGCUAACGAUGUUCCAAUGACAGCACCAGUAGGACUAAAUCUUCCUUCUGAGAUACAUGAUCUCGCAUGCCAAGCUGCCACCCUCUGCAGUACAGAUACUUUGCUGGAUGCUUUAGAACUAAGUAAAUACACUUUAACUGCUGUGGAGCUUUCCAGACAGUGCCAGAUGGAUGACUCUGGAAUUCUGAUGAAAGCUGCUUUUGGAACUCACAAGGAUCCAUAUGAAGAGUGGUCCUACAGUGACUUCUUCAGUGAGGAUGGAAUUGUUCUUGAGUCACAGGUGGUGCUGCCAGUCAUCUAUGAGUUGAUUUCCUCAGUGGUACCUCUUGCAGAAAGUAAAAGAUACCCUUUGGAUUCCAUAAGUUUGCCAUACUGUUCCACUAGCAAAGGAGACAACCUUAUUCUCCCCAUUGUACGUUCCAUAUCUACUCUGCUCUGGAACCUUCAAGAAUCUAGUCAGUGGGAGAUGGCCCUAAGGUUUGUGAUCGGUUCCUUUGGUGCCUGCCUCCAACACUCUAUGUCAAACAUCAUGAGUGCCAGUUUGAGUGAAAAGUUACUUGGCGAGACCACAAUGGCGAACUCAAAGCAAAUCGUUGUAGAAUUGAAAGAAAAGUCAGUCAUGUUUAUCAGGGGAAAUGCCACAACACUCCUGCAUAAAGUGUUUAACUGCCGCCUGGUGGAUCUGGACUUGGCCUUGGCUUACUGCACUCUCUUACCUCAAAAGGAUGUAUUUGAAAACCUCUGGAAGCUCAUAGAUAAAGCAUGGCAGAAUUACAACAAAAUUCUGGCAUUAUCUUUGGUGGGCUCUCAGCUGGCAAAUCUCUAUCAGGAUAUUGAAACAGGCCUUCGGUUCCAUGAACUCAGUAUUGAUGCUCAGUGGGGUAUUCGCCUUGGUAAACUUGGUAUUUCUUUUCAGCCUGCUUUCAGACAAAGUUUCCUCACCAAGAAAGACCUCCUUAAAGCUCUUGUUAAUAACAUAGAUAUGGACACAAGUCUCAUUCUGGAAUAUUGCAGCACCUUUCAGCUGGACUCUGAUGCAGCCCUGCAGCUGUUCAUCGAAACCCUGCUCCACAACACCAACAACCAGAGCCAGGGAGAUGCAAGCCUGGAGCCCACCAAGCAGCAGCAUUCCAGACUCCUGGCCAAAGCCACUGAGAUGGUUCCUUUACUGGCGAGCACAAAAGAUUUGGUGGUCAGUCUUACUGGGAUCCUUUAUAAGCUGGACCCAUAUGAUUAUGAAAUGAUUGAAGUUGUACUGAAAGUUAUAGAACAAGCCAACGAAAAGAUAACCAGUGUGAACAUUAAUCAGGCUCUGAAUCUUCUGAGACACUUGAAGUCAUACAAAAGAAUCUCCCCCCCAGUGGACCUCGAAUACCAGUACAUGCUGGAACAUGUAAUAACUCUGCCACCGGCUGCCCAGACUAGACUGCCUUUUCACCUAAUAUUAUUUGGCACAGCACAGAACUUCUGGAAAAUUCUCUCCUCAGAGCUCAGUGAAGAGUCGCUUCCAACCCUGCUCUUAAUUUCUAAGCUAAUGAAGUUCUCCCUAGAUACUCUCUACGUGUCUACAGCCAAACAUGUUUUUGAAAAAAACCUGAAGCCAAAGCUCUUGAAGUUAGCACAAGCCCAGUCAGCCCUGAUGAGCAAGGAAGUGGAUAAGCUCACACAGACCAUCGAGUCAUACCUCCUGUCCAUAGUCAACCCGGAGUGGGCCGUCGCCAUCGCCAUCAGUCUUACCCAGGAAAUCCCAGAAGGCCCCUUCAAGAUGACUAGUUUGAAAUUCUGCCUGUAUUUGGCUGAAAGAUGGCUGCAAAACAUCCCAUCUCAGGAUGAGACACGUGAAAAAGCCCAGGCCUUGCUGAAGAAGCUUUAUCUCCAGUUCCGGCGCUCAGGCACCGAAGCAGUGCUCAUAGCCCACAAGUUGAAUGUUCCAGAAUAUUUAAGAGUGGUAGGAAAGCCAGCACAUCUCAUUGUGAGCCUCUAUGAACAUCCCAGCAUAAGCGGAAGACUUCGUAAUACAUCUGGCAAAGAUUAUCCUGAUAUUCACGAAGCAGCUAAAGAAAUAGCUGAAGUCAAUGAAAUUAAUUUGGAAAAAAUUUGGGACAUGUUGUUGGAGAAAUGGUUGUGCCCCUCAACAGUACCCAGUGAGAAAGCAUCAGAGUUCUUUGAACUUGAAGAGGAUGAAGUGCUGCAUAGAGUCGUGUAUCUCCUACAGUCUCGUCCGAUCGAUUAUAGUUCAAGAAUGCUGUUUGUAUUUGCCAUCUCAGCCACAAGUACACUGGGCAUGCGCCAGCUAACCUUUGCCCACAAAACACGAGCUCUUCAGUGUCUCUUCUAUUUGGCUGACAAGGAAAUGAUAGAAUCUCUCUUCAAAAAGCCCACUGAAGAAAUUAAGUCCUAUCUGAAAUGUAUAACAUUCCUGGCAUCAUUUGAGACAUUGAAUAUUCCCAUCACAUAUGAAUUAUUUUGCAACAGUCCCAAGGAAGGAAUGAUUAAGGGCUUGUGGAAGAACCAUAGCCACGAAUCUAUGGCAGUACGAUUGGUGGCAGAGCUUUGCUUAGAAUACAAAAUCUAUGACCUGCAGCUUUGGAAUGGGCUCUUGCAGAAGCUUCUUGGCUUCAACAUGAUUCCUUACCUAAGGAAAGUUUUAUCUUCCAUUUCUAGCGUCCAUUCAUUAUGGCAGGUUCCCUACUUCAGCAGGGCUUGGCAGUGUGUGAUCCAGAUCCCUCUGCUCUCAGCUUCCUGUCCUUUAAGACCCAGCCAGUUAUCAGAUUGCUGUGAGAGUCUCGUCGCCAUCCUAGAAUGCCCAGUUUCGGAUGACCUUGACAUGAUCGGAGUCGCCAAGCAGUAUGUACAGCUAGAGCUUCCAGCUUUUGCACUGGCUUGUCUAAUGCUAAUGCCCCACUCUGAAAAACGGCAGCAGCAGAUUAAGAAUUUCCUGGAUUCAUGUGAUGCUCAGAUCAUUUUACAGCAAUUAGAAGAACAUAUGAGCACUGGCCAACUAGCAGGGUUUUCCCACCAAAUUAGAAGUCUGAUUCUGAAUCAUGUCAUAAAUAAGAAGGAAUUUGGAAUUUUGGCAAAGACAAAGUAUUUUCAAUUGUUGAAAUGGCAUAUGAUAAACACCAACAAUAUCACUGAAUUGGUAAACUAUCUGGCAAAUGACUUGAGUCAUCACUACAGGAAUCACCCAAAAGGGCCUCUUCACAGCUGCCUUGUUCUUUCUGGUUCCAGUUUAGAUGAAGCAUCAGCUUUGAUAAUUGAGUAUUCAAAACAUUGUGGGAAAUCUGUGCCAUCAGAUGCAGCUCCUUGUGAAAUCCUGAAGACAUUUCUUGGUGGAUCCUCGUAAAUCAAACAAUUUUUUUUCAAAAACAAGAGGAAGUUUGGAGUCUGCGACUAAUUUAUUGCAGUAUAUAAAUUGUGCAAUCUAUAUUUCAUUAUCCUGAAAUGAAUAUCUAAGACAUUCAAUACUAAUAUAACCAUGACUUAAGUAUCUUGCAUGCUGAAUUAAUAAAUAUUUUAAUAUUGGUUCCUUGUGUAA